AGGGGUCGUGAGUGUUUUCGGAGCUUUGCCUGGACGAAAAACACCACCCUAGGCGCCUGCCAGUCGCUGCUGCCGGGGAGAGCCAGGGGAGUCCUGCGGUCCUGUGGUCCUGCGGAUCCGGCGGGUCCUGCGCGUUGGCGGCGUCCUGCCACCCACGACCGACCUGAGUAGAACCUCAGCCGCGGCUCUUGCGCGACGCUCCCCGGCUCUCGUAGCCCACUGGGGGUCGGAGUCCCGCGGCCUGCGCAGCCCAGCUCUCAGGAAACGCGACCCUGUCACCUCUUUGGAAAGACCCUUUUCAGUACUUGGAGAGAGAAAUUCCAUUGCCUGUAGGAGCGCUACUCCAUCUGAUCCAGCCCUGCUAAAGCCAACAGGAAGGAAGGGGAGCACGACCUGAAACUGGCGAGUCACACUCCGCUGGUGUCCACGUGGCCAGCCCCUCCUGCACGGGAAGCUGGGGAAAACAGACUGAAAUCCAGGGUUCUGCUGGGCCACUGCCGGUGGAAUGGCCAGCCUGCAGGAGGCCAACGGAAGCACAGCGUGGCCACCGCCCGCAGCAUCCAAUAUCAGUGAGCCCCACCAGUGCCUGCUGCUGCUGUAUGAGGAUAUCGGCUCCUCCAGGGUCCGGUACUGGGACCUCCUGCUGCUCAUUCCCAAUGUGCUCUUCUUCAUCUUCCUGCUCUGGAAGCUUCCCUUAGCUCGGGCCAAGAUCCGUGUCACCUCCAGCCCCAUUUUUAUCACCUUCUACAUCUUGGUGUUUGUGGUAGCCCUGGUAGGUAUUGCCAGGGCUGUGGUUUCUAUGACAGUCAGUGCCUCUGAUGCUGCGACAGUUGCUGACAAGAUCUUGUGGGAGAUCACCCGCUUCUUCCUCCUAGCCAUUGAGCUGAGCGUGGUCAUCCUGGGUCUUGCCUUUGGUCACCUAGAGAGCAAGUCCAGCAUCAAGCGGGUACUGGCUAUCACCACAGUACUGUCUCUGGCCUACUCGGUCACCCAGGGAACUCUGGAGAUCCUGUACCCUGACUCCCAUCUUUCGGCUGAGGAUUUCAACAUCUAUGGCCACGGUGGCCGCCAGUUCUGGCUGGUCAGCUCUUGCUUCUUCUUCCUGGUCUACUCACUGGUGGUAAUUCUCCCCAAGACCCCACUGAAGGAGCGUGUAUCCCUGCCCUCACGGAGGAGUUUCUACGUGUAUGCAGGCAUCCUGGCCACACUCAACUUGCUGCAGGGCUUGGGAAGUGCUCUGCUGUGCGCUGACAUCACUGAAGGGCUCUGCUGUGUGGACGCUACUACCUUCCUGUACUUCAGCUUCUUUGCACCGCUCAUCUAUGUGGCCUUCCUCCGUGGCUUCUUUGGCUCAGAGCCCAAGAUCCUUUUCUCCUACAAAUGCCAAGUGGAUGAGGCUGAAGAGCCAGACAUGCACCUGCCACAACCCUAUGCAGUGGCCCGGCGCGAGGGCAUGGAGUCUGCGGGGCCUGCGGGAGUCUCAGCAGCCAGCUACUCCAGCACACAGUUUGACUCCGCUGGGAUGGCUUACUUAGAUGACAUUGCUUCCAUGCCCUGCCACACAGGCAGCAUCAACAGCACAGACAGUGAGCGAUGGAAAGCCAUCAAUGCCUGAGAGGAGGCCUGUGAAGAGAGAUGGGCUCCUGGGUGGAGCAGACUGCCCCGGGCAGGUGUGCCUGUCCCCCAGGACACAGGCUCUUCCUGUUCUUCACCCCCAGCUCCCCUUUGCCACCUGUGCUCCAGCUUGGGACCCCAGCCUUCCCAGCACUACAUUCCUGCUGGGGGUCCCCCCUGCCUAUCCCCUGUCCCUUCCCCAUAGCUCUCAGUCUCUUUAGCCUCAGGGCUGCAGUGUGUAUAUUUUCUUGAUCUGUUUUUUUAAUAAAAGCAAAAAGAGAAGCAGGUGUGGGCUGGUGCUUUU
Messenger RNA from Microtus ochrogaster (prairie vole), 1918 nucleotides. It is a transcript of the gene Tpra1, whose product is annotated as transmembrane protein adipocyte associated 1. Lineage: Eukaryota; Metazoa; Chordata; Mammalia; Rodentia; Cricetidae. Gene Ontology annotation, biological process: G protein-coupled receptor signaling pathway. Gene Ontology annotation, molecular function: G protein-coupled receptor activity. The record is from RefSeq and is a predicted model, not a curated record. Gene Ontology annotation, cellular component: plasma membrane.